UGGCAAUAACGUGUGCUCUGACAACAACAGACUGUCUGACUGGUGAUGGGAGGAGAAGAAGCUGCAGGCUCAUUCCUUAGCUAACUACUUAACUAAGUAACGGCGGAACAUUAAUACGGAUAACAAAGCGACAACGUCGUCUCGUGUGAGCGCGGCCUCUCUUAAAUUCAGAGAACCGUGUAAACUACACUUAUUGAGCACAGCUUCACGAGCCAGCGUCGCUCCUCCUCAGAGCUAGCCUUCCGAGCUAUCACACUGGAGACAACUUUACCGAGAUAACGGACGUGUCUCGCUCCCUACCUUUGCCAACACGUAGCUUGUCAUGACUUGCCCGAGUCAUGGGUCGUAGGCUCUCUGAUUGUUAGAACAUCGCCAGUGUUUGCUGCGUUGACCCGGGGUCGCGUGUCCCGUAAUGGACGCAUCAGCUGGGGACCGAGAGCCUGGGACCCUGCCGGACAACGCAAAGGAAGACAGCAGUGGCCUUGCCUGCGCAGGGGAGAGCAGCAGACACGACUCCGUGUGCACGGGGGCCAGUGAGAUCAAGAGCCGUGCUGUGGUCAAGUACUCCGCGGCCCCGCCUCCUGCCAGCUAUGCCCUCCUGCAGGAGAAGACCGACCUCAAGCUGCCUCCUGCCAACUGGUUGAGAGAACACCCUCAGCUGGGCAGCGCCGGCACCACCGUGUUGGGGUCCAGCAGCAAGAGCAAGCCCUUUUCCAGUUUCGGGAUGGCUUAUGAAUUCAUUGACUGCAUCGGAGAUGACGUUGACGUGGUAUCGGACUCUGAGAACAUCAAGAAGCUUUUGAAAAUUCCCUACAGCAAGUCGCACGUCAGUAUGGCCGUUCACCGCGUGGGGAGGACGUUGCUUUUGGAUGAGCUGGACAUUCAAGAGCUCUUCAUGCGAUCCUCUCAGACAGGAGAUUGGACGUGGCUAAAAGAGUUUUACCAGCGACUAAUAGACCAAAAGUGGCAGAGGAAAAAGAAGAGUAAAGAACACUGGUAUCAGAAAGCCAUUCUGUCAAAGUUCCUCUACUACAGUAUUAAUGGUGAUGGGGCUGCAGAGCCUGUACCAGACAACCCAAAUGAAGAGGAGGAGGAGGAGGAGGAGAAUGAGGCAGAGGAGUACAGCUCUUCAUGGCCCACUGCCUUCACCAGUGCAGCGUUUGAUACCGAAGAAUCAGAUGCUCCCAAGCAGGAAAGUGUUUCUAUGGACAGCAAGUUUGGUCUGGGCCAGGUGACUUCUGUCCCCAAAGAGCAAAACCUCCCGAUGCUCUUCGACGAAGGGGAGAACAGCCAGGGCUUAAGAAACGACUUUGUGCGAAACAUAAUGUGGACGUUUGAAGAUAUCCACAUGUUGGUUGGGUCCAACAUGCCUAUUUUCGGAGGUGGUCGCUAUCCUGCCGUCAGUCUGAGACUCAGGGACAACAAUAAACCAAUCAACAUUCUAACGGGUAUUGACUACUGGCUCGACAAUCUGAUGUGUAAUGUCCCAGAGCUUGUCAUGUGCUUUCACGUCAAUGGCAUUGUUCAGAAAUAUGAGAUGAUAAAAACAGAAGACAUCCCUCAUCUGGAGAAUUCAAAUUUCUCCACAAGGGUGGUAAAAGACAUCGCCCAAAAUAUCCUCUCGUUCCUCAAGUCCAACUGCACCAAAGAGGGUCACACAUACUGGCUCUUCAAAGCUAGUGGGAGUGACAUUGUGAAGCUUUAUGAUCUUACUACUCUGUGUGAGGAGGCAGAAGAGGAGAAAUGUCAGAAUCCCUUCACUCUCCCCGUGGCGGUGUUACUAUACAGAGUUGCCAGCAACUUGAUGCUGAAGGCGAGGCAAAACAGAAAGCACUACGGCACAAUCAGAACUCUGCUCUUAAACUGUGUCAAACUUCUGGAUGAGGAGAGGCACCCCCAAAUCAUGGCCUCCGCCCACUACAUGCUGUCAGAGCUGUUCCAGCUCGACGAGCCUCCGGAAGAAGAUGAAGGGGAGUCGCUUCGGGGCGGCGGAUCAGAGGACAGCUACAGCGACGAAGAUAGGGAGGAAGAGGAGGAGCUGACUGAGGACAGCGAUGAGAACGGCUCCUACAGCUCCUUCUCCAGCCCACAGGAUGAUAGUAAAGCUGUGGCUGUGAUCCGCUCCGUAGGGGAGCUGUCGGUCCCGGAGAAAUACAAAUCCACUCACCAGAUCAGACCAAGCGGUGCCUUCCCUGUUUCUCAAGACAAGGAGGAGAGAUGCAGACACGUCCUGAGCUAUGCGCUGAAGGGGCUGAAGGCAGUGGAUGGCACCAUCAAGAAGGAGAGUGAUCUCCCAGCCGCAGACCCCAACACACCCAUUCCUCUUAAAUACGAGGACAGAAGUGCAAUCGGAGCCUGCGCUGCUGAGCAAGGCAUCUCUCUUCUUCUGGAAAGGGCGAGGCCGUUGCAGGCGGAUGAGAAGCACCCAUCUCGCUCUGGGAUGAUACCCGGCUCGUGGCAGCACCGCAUGAAGCUGCAGCUCUUCCUCAAAGCGUCCAAGGCCUACUACGUCCUGUCUGAUGCAGCCAGCAACUUGCUGAAGUACGGGCGAGCCCUGCGCUACAUCAAGCUAUCUCUGCAGUGUUACGAUGCCUAUUGUUCAGUGAGCGGUGCACUGCACCCACACGUGCUGCAGUUUCACAGCCAGUGCCUGUCUCUGUGUGGGGACAUCCAGCUGAUGCUGGCCCAGAAUGCCAACAACAGAGCCGCUUACCUGGAGGAAUACAGCUACCAGACCAAAGAGGACCAGGAGAUCCUGCACAGCCUGCACAGAGAGAGCAGCUGCCAGGCCUUUAAUAUGGCAACAGACCUGGCCAUGGACCCGGAGUACCAGCUAUUUGUUAGUAGUAAGUGCUAUGAAGCAGCAUAUGAACUGGUCAUCUCAGAGGCUUUGAAAGAUCAGAUGGCUCAGGUCCUUAAAAGGCUGGGAAACAUCCGCAACGAGAUGGGAGUCUACUACAUGAACCAGGCUGCAGCCAUGCAGACUGAGAAAGAAGUGAAGAAGUCUGUGUCCGUGGCAGAGCAGGAGAUGUGGAAAAAGAGUUUUGCAUUCUUUGAGAAAGGCAUGAAGGACUUUGAAGCCAUUGGGGACAGCACCAACACCGCCCUGCUGCUGUGUAAUACCGGCAGGCUGAUGAGAAUCUGUGCUCAGGCCCACUGUGCCGUGUCCGCCGACCAGAGCCGAGGAGAGUUCUCGCCUGAAGAGGCCCUCUACUACAACAAGGCCAUCGUCUACUAUUCGAGGGCUAUAAAGUCACUGGCAAGCCGAAAGAACCACCCAGUGGUGUGGGACAGCGUAAACUGGGAGCUGUCCACUACCUAUUUCACCCUGGCUACACUGCUGCAGGACUACGCCCCGCUGUCCAGGAAGGCCCAGGAGCAGAUUGAGCGUGAGGUGACGGAGGCGAUGAUGAAGUCCCUGAAGUACUGUGACCUGCAGACUGAGUCGGCUCGUCAGCCGCUCUACCAGUACAGAGCUGCCACCAUCCACCACCGCCUGGCCUCGAUGUACCACAGCUGCUUCCGCAACCAGGUGGGAGAUGAACACUUGAGGAAGCAGCAUCGCAGCCUGGCAGAGCUUCACUACAGCAAGGCGGUCUGUUUGUUCCUCAGCCUCAAAGAUGCACCGUGUGAGCUGCUCCGCACGCUCCUGGAGAGGGUGGCCUUUGCUGAGUUCACCAUGGCAGGUCAGAGUAGCAAUGCAGCCAAGCUGAAGAGCCUGACUGGAGCAGUAGAGAUCAUGGCAGAAACUCGCUGUGCUUUCCAGCUGAUUCAUAACGAGCUGCUGGAGGAGCAGAUAGAGUUGAGUGAAGCAGACGCAGCUGAGUCUGCAGAGCCUCCUGAUGUGGUCCGUGGCUCCACCUCAGGGCUCAACCUCCAGGAAGUGAUGAAGCUGAUUGGGGUGUUUGAGCCGAGUUUCUCCUUCCUGCUGCUGCAGCUGAUCAAACUGAUGACGACGAUGAAACGGAAGCCGAGCAAUAAGGACGAGGAGCUGUUGAAAACCUAUAAGAAUGUGUAUUCCAAGCUGCUGCGAGCCGAGAAAAACGCACCUCUCCUCAGCCGCGUCAAGCUCCACAUAGAGCUCCUGCAGCAGCUGACCCCACAAACAGGAAGUGACGACACGCAUUCAUGAUGACGACAUCAACCAGAGCAAGGUAGACACUCAAGACCUUAACUCCUCCCCAAGACCCCGCUCAGGGAAGACUUGCCAGACUUGACAACUGUCUUCUCAAAAAAUGCUGUGACGGAAAACGACGAUUUGGAGACACCAUUAUCAACAUGCUCAGGCAACACCGUCUUACUUUAAAUUACAGUUCGACAGCUACUUUCACCUUUUGCGCCUAUUUUUAAAAUGAGCUCAUCUUUUUCUAACAUUUGCACCACAGGUUUUUGAAUUGUAAAUUUUUGUGAAAAGUAAAUUCAAAGAUAUUAUUUAAUUUUCUUAUUGCUUAAGCAGUUAUGGGUCACAUGUAAAGCUCUUAUGUCUAGGAUGUGUUGAUCAUCACCUAGAUUGCCUCAUUUUUUCUACAAAACUAAAAACAUACGACAUAAGAUUUUGAAGAAUCACACAUCAAAAGAGUUAUGUCCUUUCCAAACUGUUGGCAACAUUUAAUGCAAACUCAGAGUUUAGUUUGUCCACAUGGCUGUAUGUAUAAAUAUAAGUUUAUAUCAGCAUGGUUUGCUGUGACUUGAAAAUAAAAAGUUUUUAAAUUUU
Messenger RNA from Cyclopterus lumpus (lumpfish), 4714 nucleotides. It is a transcript of the gene edrf1, whose product is annotated as erythroid differentiation regulatory factor 1. Bases 413 to 4132 code for a protein of 1239 amino acids. Gene Ontology annotation, biological process: positive regulation of DNA-templated transcription. Gene Ontology annotation, molecular function: protein binding. NCBI's taxonomy places the organism in Eukaryota, Metazoa, Chordata, Actinopteri, Perciformes, Cyclopteridae. The record is from RefSeq and is a predicted model, not a curated record. The transcript has 25 exons.